UGCUGGGGUCUGGAUUGGAGAUACAACAGACCGGACCCUCCCUUGUAUGAUUGGAGUCUAAAGGAAAAACAUUUUCCCCUUGCCUCAAAGAGUCUACAUGUCUAAUAUUUAGACAUGUUCAGCUUUGUGGAUAUUCGGUUAGCGCUGUUGCUUGCAGCAACAGUACUUUUGGCAAGAGGUCAAGGCGAGGACGACCGCACAGCCGGCAGCUGUACGUUGGACGGCCAAUUAUAUAACGACAAAGAUGUAUGGAAACCAGAACCCUGCCAAAUCUGCGUGUGCGACAGCGGCACCGUCAUGUGCGACGAAGUGAUUUGCGAGGAUACAUCUGACUGCCCCAAUCCAGAAAUUCCCUUCGGCGAAUGCUGCCCAAUCUGCCCCGACGGAGACGGUUCCCCGGAGCCCCCAGUCGCGGGACCCAAGGGUGACCGUGGUGCUAAAGGUGACAGGGGUCUCCCUGGGCCUCCCGGCAAUGAUGGCAUCCCUGGCCAGCCUGGCCUUCCCGGACCUCCCGGCCCUCCUGGACCCCCUGGCCUUGGCGGAAACUUUUCUCCUCAAAUGUCCACAGGCUAUGAUGAGAAAUCUGGUGGUGGAAUUGCCGUCCCUGGUCCCAUGGGCCCCAUGGGUCCCCGUGGUCCCCCUGGCCCUCCCGGUCCCAGCGGACCCCAAGGAUUCACUGGCCCCCAUGGUGAGCCUGGUGAGGCUGGAGCUCCUGGUCCCAUGGGUCCUCGUGGUGCAGCUGGUCCUCCUGGAAAGAACGGAGAAGAUGGCGAGUCUGGCAAACCUGGUCGCCCCGGUGAGCGUGGUCCCUCUGGCCCUCAGGGUGCCCGUGGAUUCCCCGGAACCCCUGGACUUCCUGGGAUCAAGGGACACAGAGGAUUCAGUGGUCUAGAUGGAGCCAAGGGAGACACUGGCCCUGCUGGACCUAAGGGAGAGGCUGGUGCCCCUGGUGAGAACGGAACCCCUGGCGCAAUGGGUCCUCGUGGUCUCCCUGGUGAGAGAGGCCGUGCUGGUCCAGCCGGAGCUGCUGGUGCUCGUGGUAACGAUGGAGCUGCUGGUGCUGCUGGUCCCCCUGGUCCCACUGGUCCUGCUGGUCCCCCUGGAUUCCCUGGUGGCCCCGGAGCUAAGGGAGAAGUUGGCCCUCAGGGAAGCCGUGGAGCUGAGGGAGCCCCAGGAGCCCGUGGUGAGGCUGGUAACCCCGGACCCGCUGGCCCUGCUGGCCCCGCUGGCAACCCUGGUCUUGAUGGUGCCGCUGGUGCCAAGGGCGCUCCUGGUGCUGCUGGUAUUGCUGGUGCUCCUGGCUUCCCCGGACCCCGUGGCCCCCCUGGACCCCAGGGUCCUGGCGGUGCUCCUGGUCCCAAGGGUAACACUGGUGAGGUUGGUGCUCCUGGUGCCAAGGGAGAGCCUGGCGCUAAGGGAGAGUCUGGUCCCGCUGGAGUUCAAGGCCCACCUGGCCCCGCUGGAGAGGAGGGCAAGAGAGGUGCCCGUGGUGAGCCCGGUGCUGCUGGAGCUCGUGGACCCCCUGGAGAGCGCGGUGCCCCUGGUAACCGUGGUUUCCCUGGUGCUGAUGGAGCUGCUGGCCCCAAGGGUGCCCCUGGUGAGCGCGGUUCUGUUGGGCCUGUUGGACCCAAAGGUUCCACUGGUGAGCCUGGACGCAAUGGAGAGCCCGGUAUGCCUGGAUCCAAGGGUAUGACUGGUAGCCCUGGUAGCCCUGGUCCUGAUGGCAAGACUGGCCCUGCUGGUCCUGCUGGACAAGAUGGCCGUCCUGGACCCCCAGGCUCCGGUGGAGCCAGAGGUCAGCCUGGUGUCAUGGGAUUCCCUGGCCCCAAGGGUGCUGCUGGUGAGGCUGGCAAGCCUGGUGAGAGAGGUCUGAUGGGUCCAGUUGGCGCUGUUGGUGCCCCUGGUAAAGAUGGUGAUGUUGGUGCUCCUGGUGCCCCUGGCCCUGCUGGACCUGCUGGAGAGAGAGGUGAGCAGGGACCCGCUGGUCCUCCUGGAUUCCAGGGUCUGCCCGGACCUCAGGGUGCUACUGGUGAGACUGGCAAGGCUGGUGAGCAGGGUGUGCCUGGUGAGGCUGGAGCUCCUGGACCUGCUGGUUCAAGAGGUGACAGAGGUUUCCCCGGUGAGCGCGGUGCCCCCGGUCCCGCUGGCCCUUCCGGUCCCCGUGGCUCUCCUGGUGCUGCUGGUAAUGAUGGUGCUAAGGGUGAGCCCGGUGCCUCUGGUGCCCCUGGUGCUCAGGGUCCACCAGGACUCCAGGGAAUGCCCGGCGAGCGUGGAGCUGCUGGUCUGCCAGGUCUUAAGGGUGACAGAGGUGACAGUGGCGCCAAGGGUGCUGAUGGUGCCCCUGGCAAGGAUGGCAUCCGUGGUAUGACUGGUCCCAUUGGUCUCCCUGGCCCCGCUGGCCCCUCUGGCGACAAGGGUGAGAGUGGCCCCGCUGGCCCUGUUGGUCCUACUGGCGCCCGUGGUCCCCCUGGUGAGCGUGGUGAGUCUGGUGCUCCUGGACCUGCUGGCUUCGCUGGACCUCCUGGUGCUGAUGGUCAGCCUGGUGCUAAGGGAGAGGCUGGUGACACUGGUGCCAAGGGUGACUCUGGUCCUCCCGGGCCUGCUGGGCCUACUGGUGCUCCUGGACCUCAGGGUCCCGUUGGUUCUACUGGACCCAAGGGCGCUCGUGGUGCUGCUGGUCCCCCUGGAGCUACUGGUUUCCCUGGUGCUGCUGGUAGAGUUGGACCUCCCGGCCCCGCUGGUAACACUGGCCCACCUGGCCCCCCUGGACCUGCUGGAAAGGAAGGACAAAAGGGUAACCGUGGUGACACUGGCCCCGCUGGCCGCCCUGGUGAGAUUGGACCUGCUGGACCCCCCGGAGCCGCUGGAGAGAAGGGUGCCCCUGGUCAAGAUGGUCCUUCUGGAGCUCCUGGUAUCCCCGGACCUCAGGGUAUCGCUGGACAGCGUGGUAUUGUGGGUCUUCCUGGACAGAGAGGCGAGCGUGGUUUCCCUGGUCUCCCCGGCCCAUCUGGAGAGCCUGGCAAGCAGGGACCUGUUGGACCUUCUGGUGAGCGUGGACCCCCUGGCCCCAUGGGACCCCCUGGACUGGCUGGUGCUCCCGGUGAACCUGGUCGUGAGGGUACCCCUGGUCAGGAGGGUGCAGCUGGACGUGAUGGCCCUGCUGGUCCCAAGGGUGACCGUGGUGAGACUGGUGUUGCUGGCGCUCCUGGUGCCCCUGGACCCCCUGGUGCUCCUGGUCCCGUUGGCCCUGCUGGCAAGACUGGAGACCGUGGUGAGGCUGGUCCUGCUGGUGCUGCUGGUGCCCCUGGCCCUGCUGGUCCUCGUGGUCCUGCUGGCCCUGCUGGUGCCCGUGGUGACAAGGGUGAGACUGGAGAAGCUGGUGAGAGAGGCAUGAAGGGACACAGAGGUUUCACUGGUCUGCAGGGUCUGCCUGGACCCGCUGGACCUCCUGGAGAACAAGGACCUCCUGGAUCUUCUGGCCCUGCUGGACCUAGAGGACCUGCUGGCUCUGCUGGUGCCGCUGGUAAAGAUGGUUUGGCUGGCAUGCCUGGCCCCAUUGGACCCCCUGGACCUCGUGGUCGCACUGGUGAAAUUGGACCUGCUGGUCCCCCCGGACCUCCUGGACCCCCUGGACCUCCCGGACCCCCCGGUGGCGGAUUCGACAUGGGCUUCAUUGCCCAGCCUGCCCAGGAGAAGGCCCCCGAUCCCUUCCGCCACUACCGCGCUGACGAUGCCAACGUGAUGCGCGACCGCGACCUUGAGGUGGACACCACCCUCAAGUCCCUGAGCCAGCAGAUCGAGAACAUCCGCAGCCCCGAGGGUACCAAGAAGAACCCCGCCCGCACCUGCCGCGACCUGAAGAUGUGCCACCCCGACUGGAAGAGCGGCGAGUACUGGAUCGACCCCGACCAGGGCUGCAACCAGGACGCCAUCAAGGUCUACUGCAACAUGGAGACCGGCGAGACCUGCGUGUACCCGAGCCAGGCCGAGAUCCCCAAGAAGAACUGGUACACCAGCAAGAACAUCAAGGAGAAGAAGCACGUCUGGUUCGGCGAAGCAAUGAGCGAUGGCUUCCAGUUCGAGUAUGGCGGCGAGGGCUCCAAGCCUGAGGAUGUCAACAUCCAGCUGACCUUCCUGCGCCUCAUGUCCACCGAGGCCUCCCAGAACAUCACAUACCACUGCAAGAACAGCAUCGCCUACAUGGAUCAGCAGGCCGGCAACCUCAAGAAGGCCCUGCUCCUGCAAGGCUCCAACGAGAUCGAGAUCAGAGCCGAGGGCAACAGCCGCUUCACAUACAGCGUCUCAGAGGAUGGCUGCACGUCACACACUGGAGCAUGGGGCAAGACAGUCAUUGACUACAAGACAACAAAAACAUCCCGUCUGCCCAUUAUUGACAUCGCUCCUAUGGACGUUGGUGCACCCAAUCAGGAAUUUGGCAUUGAAGUUGGCCCAGUCUGCUUCUUGUAAAAAGACAUCUGGACUUGAAAUGUUGUUUUUUUUCUAGCAGUCAUCUCUCUAAAACCUUUUCUAUGCAUUAAAAAAAACCUAAAGUUUCAUUCGGCCACAAAAUGGUCCACUUGCUUAAAACUACAUUUCUGAAGACGAUGUUUGUGUGUUAUCAAUUUUCAGAAAUGUUUUUUCUGGGCCACUAUUUUUUACCAACACCUACAUCAAGGACACUUUAAAAGAGUCGUUUGUUUCACUUGCAACAAGAAAAUAAUAUAUACUUGUAAAGUGUAAAAUCCCCCUGGCGUUUGAAAAAAAAAGCCCAUAAUGAAUACAGGUGACUUUUUGCCAUUUUUUUACCACUGUGGAAGGACAAUGAAAAAAAAAACAAAUGCUUUGUACCGUUUUCAGGUGUUAAAUAAAUCUUAAAAAUGACA
Messenger RNA from Megalops cyprinoides (Indo-Pacific tarpon), 4883 nucleotides. It is a transcript of the gene col1a1a, whose product is annotated as collagen, type I, alpha 1a. The record is from RefSeq and is a predicted model, not a curated record. The transcript has 51 exons. Gene Ontology annotation, molecular function: protein binding; extracellular matrix structural constituent. Lineage: Eukaryota; Metazoa; Chordata; Actinopteri; Elopiformes; Megalopidae. The coding region runs from base 115 to 4467 and encodes 1450 amino acids.